This is a messenger RNA of Rattus norvegicus (Norway rat), 4964 nucleotides long. It is a transcript of the gene Dpp4, whose product is annotated as dipeptidylpeptidase 4. The coding region runs from base 90 to 2393 and encodes 767 amino acids. The record is from RefSeq and is marked validated. Lineage: Eukaryota; Metazoa; Chordata; Mammalia; Rodentia; Muridae. Gene Ontology annotation, cellular component: extracellular region; plasma membrane; membrane raft. Gene Ontology annotation, molecular function: serine-type peptidase activity; dipeptidyl-peptidase activity; serine-type endopeptidase activity. Gene Ontology annotation, biological process: proteolysis; symbiont entry into host cell; negative chemotaxis. The transcript is spliced from 26 exons.
GAGCAGAGGCGCAGGACGUCCGUCUCCGCGCGCGGUGACUUCUGCCUGCGCUCAAGCUUCAGAGUUCAGUUUCAAGGAGCCGCCCAACCAUGAAGACACCGUGGAAGGUUCUUCUGGGACUGCUUGGUGUCGCUGCGCUUGUCACCAUCAUCACCGUGCCAGUGGUUCUGCUGAACAAAGAUGAAGCGGCCGCUGAUAGCCGCAGAACUUACACACUAGCUGACUAUUUAAAGAAUACCUUUCGGGUCAAGUCCUACUCCUUGCGGUGGGUUUCAGAUUCUGAAUACCUCUACAAGCAAGAAAACAAUAUCUUGCUAUUCAAUGCUGAACACGGGAACAGCUCCAUUUUCUUGGAGAACAGUACCUUUGAGAUCUUUGGAGAUUCUAUAAGUGAUUAUUCAGUGUCACCCGACAGACUGUUCGUUCUCUUAGAAUACAAUUAUGUGAAGCAAUGGAGACACUCCUACACGGCUUCAUACAGUAUUUAUGACUUGAAUAAAAGACAGCUGAUCACAGAAGAGAAGAUUCCAAAUAAUACACAGUGGAUCACAUGGUCACAAGAAGGUCACAAAUUGGCAUAUGUCUGGAAGAAUGAUAUUUAUGUUAAAAUUGAACCACAUUUGCCUAGUCAUAGGAUCACAUCAACAGGAAAAGAAAAUGUAAUAUUUAACGGAAUAAAUGACUGGGUUUAUGAAGAGGAAAUCUUCGGUGCCUACUCCGCACUGUGGUGGUCUCCAAACGGCACUUUUCUAGCUUAUGCCCAGUUUAACGACACCGGAGUGCCUCUCAUUGAAUACUCCUUCUACUCUGAUGAGUCACUGCAGUACCCCAAGACAGUGUGGAUUCCGUACCCAAAGGCAGGAGCUGUGAAUCCAACUGUAAAGUUCUUUAUUGUAAAUACAGACUCUCUCAGCUCAACUACUACUACGAUUCCCAUGCAAAUCACCGCUCCUGCAUCUGUGACAACAGGGGAUCACUACUUGUGUGACGUGGCCUGGGUUUCAGAAGACAGAAUCUCGUUGCAGUGGCUCAGGAGGAUUCAGAACUAUUCCGUGAUGGCGAUCUGCGACUAUGAUAAGACCAACCUAGUAUGGAACUGUCCAACGACGCAGGAGCAUAUUGAAACGAGUGCCACAGGCUGGGUCGGAAGAUUUAGGCCUGCAGAACCCCACUUCACCUCCGACGGAAGCAGCUUCUAUAAAAUCGUCAGUGACAAAGAUGGCUACAAACACAUCUGCCAGUUCCAGAAAGAUAGGAAACCCGAACAGGACUGUACAUUUAUUACAAAAGGAGCCUGGGAAGUCAUUAGUAUCGAAGCUCUGACCAGCGAUUAUCUGUACUACAUUAGUAAUGAAUAUAAAGAAAUGCCAGGAGGAAGAAAUCUUUAUAAAAUUCAGCUUACUGACCACACAAAUAAGAAGUGCCUUAGUUGUGACCUGAAUCCAGAAAGAUGCCAGUAUUACUCGGUGUCACUUAGUAAAGAGGCAAAGUACUAUCAGCUGGGAUGCCGGGGCCCUGGUCUGCCCCUCUACACUCUGCAUCGCAGCACUGAUCAAAAAGAGCUGAGAGUCCUGGAGGACAAUUCUGCUUUGGAUAAAAUGCUGCAAGAUGUCCAAAUGCCUUCAAAAAAAUUGGACUUCAUUGUUCUGAAUGAAACAAGAUUUUGGUAUCAAAUGAUCUUACCUCCUCAUUUUGAUAAAUCCAAGAAAUACCCUCUACUAAUAGAUGUAUAUGCAGGUCCCUGUAGUCAAAAAGCAGAUGCUGCCUUCAGACUCAACUGGGCCACUUACCUUGCAAGCACAGAAAACAUCAUAGUAGCUAGCUUUGAUGGCAGAGGAAGUGGUUACCAAGGAGAUAAGAUCAUGCAUGCAAUCAACAAAAGACUUGGAACACUGGAAGUUGAAGAUCAAAUUGAAGCAGCCAGGCAAUUUUUAAAAAUGGGAUUUGUGGACAGCAAGCAAGUUGCAAUUUGGGGCUGGUCAUAUGGAGGGUACGUAACCUCAAUGGUCCUGGGAUCGGGAAGUGGCGUGUUCAAGUGUGGAAUAGCCGUGGCGCCCGUGUCACGGUGGGAGUACUAUGACUCAGUAUACACAGAGCGUUACAUGGGUCUCCCAACUCCAGAGGACAACCUUGACCAUUACAGGAACUCAACAGUCAUGAGCAGAGCUGAAAAUUUUAAGCAAGUUGAGUACCUCCUUAUUCACGGUACAGCAGAUGAUAAUGUUCACUUUCAGCAGUCAGCUCAGAUCUCCAAAGCCCUGGUGGAUGCUGGCGUGGAUUUCCAAGCAAUGUGGUACACGGACGAAGACCAUGGGAUCGCCAGCAGCACAGCUCACCAGCACAUCUAUUCCCACAUGAGCCAUUUCCUCCAGCAGUGCUUCUCCUUACGCUAGCAUGGCAAGGCUCUCCGCAGCUUACUCAAGAGCACACUUGUCCUCAUUAUCUCAAAACUGCACUGUUAAGAUGACGAUUUUAAUAAUGUCGCCUCGAGAAAUUCCAGCCUACUUCCCAGUUUUAUACCUGCAAUCCUAACUAAGGAUGCCUGUCUUCAGAACAGAUUAUUACCUUACAGCAAUUUGGAUUUCCCCCUCUGUUUUGUUUAUCAUUUAAAACCAUUUCCACAUCAGCUGCUGAAACAACAAAUAUAAAUUAUUUUUGCAAGAGCUAUGCAUAGAUUUCCUGAGCAGAAUUUCAAUUUUUUUCCCCCUUACUAGGCUGGUCCAAAUCUUGUUCCCUUAUUUAAGGGGGUGGCAAGACGUGGGUAAUGAUGUCAUUAGGCCAGCAACAAGAGAAGCGGGAACAGAGAAUAUGGCUAGAAACCCAGGUCCAAGCAUACAAACCCAACCAGGCUACUGUCAGCUCGCCUCGAGAAGAGCUGCUCACUGCCAGACUGGCACCGUUUUCUGAGAAAGACUAUUCAAACAGUCUCAGGAAAUCAUAUAUGCAAAGCACUGACUUCUAAGUAAAACCACAGCAGUUGAAUAGACUCCAAAGAAAUGCAAGGGACGCUGCCAGCAAUGUAAGGGCCCCAGGUGCCAGUUAUGGCUAUAGGUGCUACAUAAACACAGCAAGGGUGAUGGGAAAGCAUUGUAAAUGUGCUUUUAAAAAAUUACCAAUGUCUCCUAGUGAGAAGAGGCAGCUUGGAACAUAGCGACUUGCCCCGUUAAAAGUUGAAAAUAUUUGUGUCACAAAUUCUAACAUGAAGGAAUACUUGCGUCAGUUCUUCCUACUUCCUUUCUUUGAGCAUUUUCAUUAAAGCAUUUUAACUUCAUUAUCUUUCUAAUGGAAAACUGUAUGAGAAUGUUUUGUGUUAUUAUUUCUAUUCUACACACUGGAAUGUUGCCUGGUCAUUUAGCAAGUAUGCUUCCAUUUUUUCAAAGGUAAUGGGUUAUAUCUUGAAUCAAACUUAAACUGCAUUGACAUAUGGACACAUUUGUUCAAAGGUUCUUGUUUAACUUGUGUGAAAUCCAAGACUGUCUUGUAAACAUGGAAAGAGUUCAACUUUUAAAAAAAAAUUUAGAUACAUAAAACUGUUUAAAGUUAUAUGAUUCAUAAGAGUUUAUCUAAUACCCCCAGAAAUUUCUAUCUCACAUUUAUCACAUAGCUUUGGAGAAAUCAAUCAACAAUAACUUGGUCAUUUACAUACUAUGGAACUCAUAAUAUUAUUUAACUUAGGGGAGCACGUGAGGUUCGUGGCACGAGAUGGAAUGCUAUCAGCAGAGUAGACAUGUUUUUCCAGGGUCUUGUUUUUUGUUUUUGUUUCUGGUCUCUUCCUGUUUGGGCGGAGGGUAAUAUAAUAGAUAAUAUACAUAAUAGAAUACACUCUGAUACCUGACUUAGCCGUGUUUUGACAACUUGGAAACUUGAUUCAAUUAUUUAUAACACAGCUGAAAAUUUAAAAUGGACUCCACACAUUUAAAUGCAGUUUCAGGCCAAUUUUCUAGGUACAAUUACCACAGACAGGUGAGCUACAGCAUAAAUUCCAAACAUGGCAGAAAUGGAAAUUACCUAUAAAUAUAAAUGAGUUUAGAUAUUGAUGAGCCUGAUGCUAUUUCCCGGGCACUCCACUGGUUCCCCUCACCUUAAGGAACUCUCAAGUCCUGCUCUUCCACUGCAAGCACAGCUGGUCCUUAAAUCUACAGGCCUCUGGCUACAGUCCGAAUUUUGAACACAGUUCUGUCACCGUGUGCAGCAGCAGCCAUGUGCAAAGUUCUAGAUCAAGGAACAAAGGUAGCACAUGUUCCUGACAGUGUGGAAACAUAAAUGCGAAUUAAAUAGAAAUUAUCCCUUCUGAAUUCAUUAAUCUAAGGCCCGUUAUAUAAUAAUCAAGGUUUUUAUUAAUAAAUCUUAUAUGAUGUAUCAUAUGUUGAUAGAAUAGCCAAACCAUGAAUUCUUUUUGUUCCUUUCAUUUCUAAAUAGGUUGUUCCUGGAGCCUGAAUUAAUAAAAAGAACACAGCACACAUUUUUCAGGCGAUGAGGGUUUCACAUGGUGAUAAUGUGAAUACAUUCAGUUUUUAUUUGAUUCUCAUAGGUCAAGUUUUACUGUUCGGUAAGAGUUGUAAAUUAGAUUAAAACCCUGAUGCAUAAGUUGUAAACAAACUUAAUUUAAGAGCAAGUUUGAAAAGCACAAGAGCUAAUAACACCACUGAGGCAUAUAGACAAGUCUCUUAUGGGCAUAUGCAGCUCCCUGAAGCGCAUGGAUCAAGCUACCGCCUCAGAGCACACCAGCACCAGGGGCGCAUGCGCUAAAGGAAGAGCUCCCCUCCCCACCCCCCAUGCUUCACGAUCCAUGUUGACUUCAGUCUGUGCCAUUCUGGGCAUCAUAGUUCUCCUUCAGAUUAUUAGCAGUUCCACCUCUUGGCACGUACUACUUUUGCUCUAAGUUGGAGUGAGAGUACUGGUUUAUAAGAUUACUGGAUUUGUACAAUAUUUAAGAUUCAAUAAAUUCUAAGUGAAAAAACAUA